Molecule: messenger RNA, 1222 nt
Organism: Fragaria vesca subsp. vesca
Lineage: Eukaryota; Viridiplantae; Streptophyta; Magnoliopsida; Rosales; Rosaceae
Exons: 2
Coding region: 44-766 (240 amino acids)
Source: RefSeq, a predicted model, not a curated record
GUUCAAAACAAACGCACACAAAAUCCAGUAGAGAGAGUCAGAGAUGGAAGAGGAGGAUUUGGACUAUGUUCUGGUUCCAUUGGGUCUGUGUGUUCUGGGAACAUAUCAUGUUUGGCUUCUGAUCACUGUGCUACGUCAUCCAAUACGAACUGUGAUCGGUCUGAAUGCUCAGUCUCGUCACCAGUGGGCCUUAUCCAUGAUGAGUGACCCUUUGAAGAAUGGUGUUUUGGCUGUCCAGACAAUACGCAACAACAUAAUGGCAUCAACACUUUUGGCAACAACAGCUAUCACACUCAGUUCUCUUAUCAGUGUGUUCGUCAGCAGUACAUCAAACUCCGGAAACACCUCAAAUCUAGUUUAUGGCAAUAAGACAGCCACUCUCUCUUCAAUAAAGUACUUCUCUAUCUUGCUGUGCUUUCUUGUUGCCUUUCUCUGCAAUGUGCAGUCUAUUAGAUACUAUGCCCAUGUUAGCUUCUUGGCCACUGUUCCAACAUGGCAAGGUAGAAAGGAUUGUAUCGAGUAUGUUGCAAGAAACUUGAAUCGGGGAAGCUACUUUUGGUCACUUGGAUUGCGAGCUUUCUACUUCUCAUUCCCUCUCUUCCUUUGGAUAUUUGGGCCUAUACCAAUGUUUGCAUGCAGCUGUGUCAUCUCUUUUGUUCUUUAUUUCCUAGACACUACCACCAGCUUCACACGACUUCUUCACAGUCACUCAGUGAAAGAGGUAAAAGCUGAUCAUGAUCUAGAAUCACUCGGACAAUUAUCAUAGGGUCACUUGGAAAGUAGAUGGGACUCUUACAGUUGGUAAGUCAAACAUAAGCGCUUGUUUAUGUAUAUACUUCUAUCCUGUAUAGAUGUGAAUGUGCUUGGAAUCCUGCCUUGUUUGUGCCGUUAGUCUAUAGAAUAAACUGUCAUCAGAUUCAGGUAAUAAGAAAUUAUAGACCAUGAAGGAUUCAUUAGUACUCUAGUGGUUUUGAAGUAUCCUUGAUUCGAGAACAAAACGUCAAGGCAAAGUAAUCUUCAGAUCAAGAUGUGGCUCUACUUUUCGACAAUGAGAGUGGACUCUCUGUAUCCUGUUUUUUGGUUUUCUAUUGUAAGUUUGUAAAUAUAUAAUUCAUCUUCUUGUACUUCUCAAACUUUUACAUGUAUAAUUCUUGAAUCCCAAUAUACUAUCCCACAUUCCCACAUAGAUGUGGUGGAAUAACCAUGACAUUCCAUUCCCCUC